Messenger RNA from Rhinolophus ferrumequinum (greater horseshoe bat), 4672 nucleotides. It is a transcript of the gene PPP1R9A, whose product is annotated as protein phosphatase 1 regulatory subunit 9A. Gene Ontology annotation, cellular component: postsynaptic density; dendrite; cytoplasm. Gene Ontology annotation, biological process: actin filament organization; calcium-mediated signaling; neuron projection development. The coding region runs from base 463 to 4404 and encodes 1313 amino acids. Lineage: Eukaryota; Metazoa; Chordata; Mammalia; Chiroptera; Rhinolophidae. The transcript has 21 exons. Gene Ontology annotation, molecular function: actin filament binding. The record is from RefSeq and is a predicted model, not a curated record.
CCCUAGAGUUAAUCCCAUCAGCCGAGGGAGCUCAGCUCUCCCCGUGCCACACUGGGAUCCGCCUGGCAGCAGCCGGGAGCCGCAGCCAAUGUGCUAGGACUUCAGGUGCUUCUUGGCACAAAGCUAGACUGCGACCUCCUACCGUAGCGCUUGGCGUCACCUGCUCUCCCGGCCCUGCCCCGGGGCCGAGGGAUUGCGUCCCGAACCAGGCUUGGGAAUCGGCCGCCUCUCAAAUGAACCUGUAGUCUUGCUUUGAAAAAGCCAUUUUGUGUAACUCUUGACUGAAUAAUUUCCUAUAACACCUGUUGGGAGGAUCACUGACACAGUAUGCCAUUUGAAAGGUCUUUUCCUUGAACAAAUACUGGUGAUUAGAGAAGAGAGGUGUUCUGUUUUUUUUUUUCUUUGUUUUUUUUUUUUUUUUCCUGAUCAUUAUGAACAUUGGCUUUUCACCCUGAAGUCAAAAUGUUGAAAACCGAGUCUUCAGGUGAACGAACCACUCUCAGAAGUGCCUCUCCUCACAGGAAUGCAUAUAGAACUGAGUUCCAGGCACUGAAAAGUACCUUUGACAAACCCAAGUCAGAUGGAGAACAAAAAACAAAAGAAGGUGAGGGUUCUCAGCAGAGCAGGGGAAGGAAAUAUGGCUCCAAUGUCAACAGAAUUAAAAAUCUGUUUAUGCAGAUGGGUAUGGAACCCAAUGAGAAUGCUGCCGUCAUUGCCAAAACAAGGGGGAAAGGUGGACCUUCAUCUCCUCAGAGAAGAAUGAAGCCCAGAGAAUUUCUGGAGAAAACAGAUGGCUCAGUUGUUAAGUUGGAGUCCUCUGUUUCAGAACGAAUUAGUAGAUUUGACACAAUGUACGAUGGCCCUUCAUAUUCUAAGUUCACAGAAACUCGGAAGUUGUUUGAGAGAAGUAUGCAUGAAUCAGGACAAAACAACCGGUAUUCCCCAAAGAAAGAGAAAGCUGGGGGGAGUGAACCUCAGGAUGAAUGGGGUGGUUCGAAGUCCAACAGAGGCAGUACUGAUUCCCUGGACAGCCUUAGCUCCCGGACAGAGGCUGUCUCCCCAACUGUGAGUCAACUGAGUGCAGUAUUUGAGAACACCGACUCCCCCAGUGCCAUCGUUUCUGACAAAGCUGAAAACAAUGAAUACUCAGUGACUGGGCAUUAUCCCCUGAUUUUACCAUCUGUGACUGUUACAAAUCUUGACACCUUUGGUCACCUUAAGGAUUCUAAUUCUUGGUCUCCUCCAAGUAAACACGGUGAUGAUACAGAGGAUGCUCAGAAGAGUAUUACAACUCCAGUACCAAAAGUGGCUUCGAAAAGUACCUCUCUAGCUUCGAUGCCUAGUGAAGAGAUACAGCAGAGCAAGGAAGCCGAGGACUCCACAUCUAACCAAGAGACUCCUGACAGAAUAGACAAAGACAUUCCUGAGGAACCUUGUGCUGAGAAUAAGGCAAUGCCCGAGUCUGACAUCCCUUCACCACAAAAUGAACCUUUAGAAGACCCUGAAGCUAAUUUGGUUGGGAAUGAGGCAGCAAUGCAACAGAAGAAAGAACUUGCAGGUGGUGGUUUUACCUCUGCUGAUGUUUCUGGAUCCAGUGGUGGGAAGGGAGUAUCUGAAGAUUCAAAUAAUUUUGAGAGUUCCCAUGUUUACAUGCAUAGUGACUAUAAUGUGUAUAGGGUGAGAUCCAGGUAUAAUUCAGACUGGGGAGAGACAGGCACAGAACAGGAUGAGCAGGAAGAUAGUGAUGAAAACAAUUCCUAUCAACCUGACAUGGAAUACUCGGAAAUCGUUGGAUUGCCGGAAGAAGAGGAUAUUCCAGCAAAUAGGAAAAUUAAGUUUAGUAGUGCUCCAAUUAAGGUUUUCAGCACAUACUCCAAUGAAGACUAUGACAGAAGAAACGAUGAAGUUGACCCUGUGGCUGCGUCUGCUGAGUAUGAACUUGAAAAGCGUGUAGAAAAGCUGGAACUUUUCCCAGUGGAACUAGAGAAAGAUGAGGAUGGACUUGGAAUAAGUAUUAUCGGCAUGGGUGUUGGAGCAGAUGCUGGACUUGAAAAGCUGGGGAUAUUUGUUAAGACAGUAACAGAAGGUGGUGCUGCUCAGCGAGAUGGCAGAAUACAAGUCAAUGACCAGAUUGUGGAAGUGGAUGGAAUCAGCUUGGUGGGUGUCACACAGAAUUUUGCUGCAACCGUUCUCAGAAACACCAAGGGCAAUGUCAGAUUUGUUAUUGGGCGAGAAAAACCAGGCCAAGUGAGUGAGGUUGCCCAGUUGAUAAGCCAGACGCUGGAACAGGAAAGGCGCCAGAGAGAGCUGCUGGAGCAGCACUACGCCCAGUAUGACGCUGAUGACGAUGAGACAGGAGAAUAUGCCACAGAUGAAGAGGAAGAUGAGGUAGGACCUAUCCUUCCUGGAGGUGACAUGGCAAUUGAAGUCUUUGAGCUACCAGAGAAUGAGGACAUGUUUUCCCCAUCAGACCUGGACACAAGCAAGCUGAGUCACAAGUUCAAAGAGUUGCAAAUCAAACAUGCAGUUACAGAAGCAGAGAUUCAAAAAUUGAAGACCAAGCUGCAAGCAGCAGAAAACGAGAAAGUGAGGUGGGAACUAGAAAAAACUCAACUCCAACAGAAUAUAGAAGAGAAUAAAGAAAGAAUGCUGAAGUUGGAGAGCUACUGGAUUGAGGCUCAGACAUUAUGCCACACAGUAAAUGAACACCUCAAAGAGACUCAAAGCCAAUAUCAGGCCUUGGAAAAGAAAUACAACAAGGCGAAGAAAUUGAUCAAGGAUUUUCAACAAAAAGAACUUGAUUUCAUCAAAAGACAGGAAGCAGAAAGAAAGAAAAUAGAAGAUUUGGAAAAAGCUCAUCUUGUGGAAGUUCAAGGCCUCCAAGUACGGAUUAGAGAUUUGGAAGCUGAGGUGUUCAGGUUACUGAAGCAAAAUGGGACUCAAGUUAAUAAUAACAACAACAUCUUUGAGAGAAGAACAUCUCUUGGUGAAGUCUCCAAAGGAGAUACCAUGGAGAACUUGGAUGUCAAGCAGACAUCUUGUCAGGAUGGCCUAAGUCAAGACUUGAAUGAAGCAAUCCCAGAAACAGAGCGCCUGGAUUCAAAAGCACUGAAAACCCGAGCCCAGCUCUCCGUGAAAAACAGACGCCAGAGGCCCUCUAGGACGAGACUCUAUGAUAGUGUCAGUUCAACAGAUGGGGAGGACAGUCUAGAGAGAAAGCCUUCAGACAGUUUCUAUAACCACAUGCAUAUUACCAAAUCACUUCUGCCCAAGGGUUUGAGAACUUCUUCUCCAGAAUCAGAUUCUGGUGCUCCAUCCCUCACUUCAGUGGCUGACCACAUAGCUGAAUUUCAAGGAUCCUUGCACCCAGAAAGGGAAACUUCCUCCUCUAUUUGGGGAGACACUUCACUCUCUUCUCCUUCAAAAUCUGAUCCUGAUAUGGAAGAAUCUCCUUGCCACCAUCAAGCCACCACCAAGAAAACAUCACAAGAAAAAGAUGGUGCCAAAGGUCCCAAAUCAUUAAGGGCAUCCAGUUCAUUGGUGUUGCAAGGAGGAAAAAUUAAGCGGAAGUUUGUGGAUCUGGGGGCACCACUACGAAGGAAUUCCAACAAAGGAAAGAAAUGGAAAGAAAAAGAAAAAGAAGCCAAUAGGUUUUCUCCAGGUGGCAGGAUCUUCAGAGGCAGGCUGGGACACUGGAAACCGAAGCCACCCUCUGCAGCUCAGGCCUCCCCUCGCUCGCCUUGCAUGCCUUUCUCGUGGUUUAAUGACAGCCGGAAAGGAUGCUAUUCCUUCACGAACCUGCCUUCAUCCACAAGUCCCCUCCAGCCUUCUCCUGAAACUCUAAUUUCAGAUAAAAAGGGGUCCAAGAAUUUCACCUUCAAUGAUGACUUCAGUCCCAGUAGUACCAGUUCGGCAGACUUAAGCGGCCUAGGAGCAGAACCCAAAACACCAGGGCUGUCUCAGUCCUUAGCGCUCUCUUCUGAUGAGAGCCUGGAUAUGAUAGAUGACGAGAUCCUUGAUGACGGACAGUCCCCCAAACACAGCCAGUGUCAGAACCGGGCCGUUCCCGAGUGGAGUGUACAGCAGGUCUCUCACUGGCUAAUGAGCCUGAAUCUGGAGCAGUAUGUAUCUGAAUUCAGCGCCCAAAACAUCACUGGAGAGCAACUCCUGCAGUUAGAUGGAAAUAAACUUAAGGCUCUUGGAAUGACUUCAUCCCAGGACCGAGCUGUGGUCAAAAAAAAACUCAAGGAAAUGAAGGUGUCUCUAGAGAAGGCUCGGAAGGCUCAAGAGAAAAUGGAGAAACAAAGAGAAAAGCUGCGGAGGAAGGAGCAGGAGCAAAUGCAGAGGAAGUCUAAAAAGACGGAAAAGAUGACAGCUACCACAGAGGGAGCCGGUGAGCCCUAACUCACACCCUCUUCCUGAGAGGGUCUCCACCUGUUGCUGCCCUGCUCUCCUCUGGAGGAUGAAGAAGGAACUGAUGAGAGGGGUAAUGUGCUCUAGGCAGACUGGGGAACCGUGUGUUGAAUAACUGCGUUUUCUGCAAUAACAGAAUGCACUCUUAAUUUUAACCUGCUGAAAUAAUCCCAAGUCACCUUUCGUUUCUUAAACAAACCGAGGAGCUCAUUUGUGAGAGAUGCAAAGUAACUAUGUUUCUCUCUUACUUACCAGCAUC